Messenger RNA from Camelina sativa (false flax), 831 nucleotides. The record is from RefSeq and is a predicted model, not a curated record. Lineage: Eukaryota; Viridiplantae; Streptophyta; Magnoliopsida; Brassicales; Brassicaceae.
CACNAUGGAUCCGAUGACAAUUCAGGACCCGCACCCACAACCACAAAUACUCCAUCAGCAAUUACAGUCCCAGCCGGUCCAGCAGGUGCUACAGCGGGUGAACACGAGCCAUUACUAGAGUUCUUUAUGCAUGACGUGCUAGGCGGGUCUCACCCAUCGGCUCGUGUGGUUACCGGAAUAGUAGCUCAAACCGAAGUGAAUGGAAUACCAUUCUCUAAGGCCAGCAACAGCAUUUUCCCGGUUGACAAUGGAGUUCCACUGGUCAACUCAAACAACAUCAACAGUGUUAUUAACCCAAACACAGCUCCACUUCUCACAGGACUUGGCGGUGCUCAAACCUCCACCGUAAUCCAAAACACUAAUGGGAAUUCCAACGAUGCUCUUAGCGCAAACAAUCUCCCUUUUGUAACCGCCGGAAACCUCCCUCCUGGUGCUGCCCUCCAGCAUCUCAUGUUCGGAACCAUAACCGUUGUGGACGAUGAACUAACCGAAAGCCACGAGCUCGGCUCAGCUGUUAUAGGGAGAGCUCAAGGCUUUUACUUGGCCAGUUCUUUGGACGGCACAAGCCAGACUCUUUCUUUGACCGUGUUGCUACAUGGAGAGCAUGACCAUCAUGACACUUUAGACGACGCCAUUAGUUUCUUUGGAGUUCACCGGACCGCCUCUCAUGCCUCUCAGAUUGCAGUUAUUGGCGGGACUGGGAAGUUCGAGCACGCGAAAGGGUAUGCCAUAGUGGAAACUCUGCAUAACCAGAACAACCAGCAUAUCACUGAUGGUCAAGACACCAUCCUCCAUUUCAGUAUAUACCUCACCUACAAAGCUUGAAGAGAA